AUGAUCGGCCUACGACACGCAUUCGUUUGCAGCACUCUGCUGCUGGGCGCGUUCAGUUCACCUGCGCACAGCCAGCCAGACGAUCAAUCACUAUACAACUGGGACGCCUUCUCAUCGUUGCUGGACGCCGUCGAUCCCGCCGCACUGCACUCUGUCCUGCACUCGCUGUCGCCCAAGUUCCAGGAUGGUGUCUUCAGCAAGGACCGUGCGGCGAUCGAGCACGUUCACUCUGAAAACCCAAUCAUCGCCAGCAAGCUUGUACAUCUGGCAAAGAAGAGGCAGGCCAGCAAUUCAACCACUACGUCAACAGUGACACCCUCGACUCCUGCUCAAAGCAGUGCUGCCUCAGAAUCAAGCUCUCGCGCGGCUAGCGUAUCCUCCAUCCUCUCCUCGGCGAUUUUCGCGUCUACCGUUCCCGCAGCUACCACCGUGACGGUACCUCCGACCACUCCGCCCUCCGCUACACCUGUCUCGACAGAUAAUGGCGCGGUGGUGUUCAGUACCUAUGGCGGAGGUCUGGUGACACUCACAUCGUCGGCACUGAGUGUGCACUUCACUCCUAGCACAUCCACCCAUCUAUUCUACACGACUUUACCCGAUGGCACCGUACGCACGUCGACGUCAGUUGUUGUGGUCAAUGCUCCAGUUACGGACACUGGUGACGCAACGGGAGCAGCGGGUGCCGCGGCGACCACGGGGAGCGACCCCGGACUGCAGAAUGUCGGCUCCUCCAUCAAAGUUGGAGGUGUCUUUGCGGUGCUCGCUGGCCUAGGUGGCUGCCUCUUCUUUGCCUUAUAA
Molecule: messenger RNA, 798 nt
Organism: Cladophialophora yegresii CBS 114405
Lineage: Eukaryota; Fungi; Ascomycota; Eurotiomycetes; Chaetothyriales; Herpotrichiellaceae
Exons: 1
Coding region: 1-798 (265 amino acids)
Source: RefSeq, a predicted model, not a curated record